Molecule: messenger RNA, 611 nt
Organism: Paramecium octaurelia
Lineage: Eukaryota; Ciliophora; Oligohymenophorea; Peniculida; Parameciidae
Source: the annotation of a GenBank genome assembly
AUGCAAUUUCUCUUAAAAUAUCAUAGUCUCAUUCAAAGGUAUCCGCUAUCGACAAAAUCUAUUACCGCAGGUUGUAAAUUAUUCAUAUGUUAUAGGAUUCAUUGUUUCUCUAGGAGAUUUUACAGUUUAAACUAUGAAGCCUUAUUUUGACUAAACAACAUAGCCUCACAAGUUGGAAUUGAGAAGACUGGGAAUUGCGUGGUUGAUGGGGAAUGUGUUUAUGGGGCCUUUAUUUCAUUAUAACUUUACUUACAUGUUACCUUGGCUAGUAAAGAGGUCGCAUAUAUUUUAUAUACUAUAGAUUACCAUUCAAUACUUCAACACCCAUAAGAAGAGCAUUUGGUUCUGUUUUAAUUGAUUAAACCGUGUGGAGUUGUUACCUACUCUGUCAUUACUUAAUGAUAAUAAACUUUCUCGAAAGUGGAUCAAUCCGAAAAGGCAUAGAAGCAAUUCAAAAUAAUUUUACAAAAGUUAUAGUAACCAAUUGGUAAGUGUGGCCAGCAGCUUAAAUUAUCAACUUUUGGUUAAUUCCUCGACCUUAUUAAGUCCUCUGGGUAAAUCUCAUAGGCUAUUUUUGGAAUAUAUAUUUGAGUUAUAUAUAACAUAAAUGA